CAAGAUCUUGAUGAUGACGACGAUGAUGAUGAUAUUCUCUUUGUGGGUUUGCACUGUCCCAGUACAAAAAAGUUCACAAGUAAUCGUCCAACGUCACAAGUAAGCAAGGGAACAAUGAAGAAACCAGCACAGUGGGUAGCUCCAUCCUUUGACAGCUUUGAUGACUUUAUGGAUUCAGGCUCACAGAAAGCUGUCAAAACUAAGCAGGCAAAACUGUCAAAUACAAGCUUUGCGGGCUCAUUUCCUUCUGCCACAUCUCGAACACAACCAUGUCGUUCACUGGGCAGUGGAGGUGCCAAAGGCCAUCUUGGACGAUCUGUGCAAAAGAGAACAGUUGUCAGUGCUGAAGCAUUGUGGUCAGAAAAGUACUGUCCCCAGACUAAAGCUGAUCUGGCUGUUCAUCCCAAGAAAGUGGGUGAAGUAGAGAUGUGGUUUCAGAAUUACCAGAAGAAAGCUGGCAGGGCAUGCCCAUUGCUGUUACUAACUGGACCAGCAGGUUGUGGAAAGACAGCAACGCUGAAAGUGCUGGCCAGAGAGAUGGGACUGGACAUACAGGAAUGGAUUAACCCAACCAAUAGCGGCCGGAGCAGGGAAGACUGGACUGUCGACAGUUUCACUGGGAAGAAGCUUUCAGACAGUGAGUCUCAAGUCAAGGUUUUUCAAGACUUCCUUCUCAGAGCAAACAAAUAUCAGACCUUGCAGAUAUUCGGAGGAAGUAGCUCCUCAGGAAAAGUUGUUAUCAUCGAAGACUUUCCAAACUUUUUCUUCAAGGACCCGCAAAGCUUUCAUGAUGUGUUACGGAAAUACAAACAGCAAGGAAAGUGCCCUCUGGUGUUUGUUGUCAGCGACAGUGCUAGUGGUCAGUCUAAUGAAAGGCUGCUGUUUCCACCCAGUAUACAGGCUGAGUUAAACAUUAGCAACAUCAGCUUUAAUCCUGUGGCAAUGACUUUGCUGACGAAGCUUCUGACUCGUAUUGCGAAUUCGGAAGAUAGUCAGCCUGGAAAAAGCAAUACAUUCACCAAACCUACAGCUACAGUAGUAGAGUCCAUUGCAAUGUCUUGUGCAGGUGAUAUAAGGGGUGCUGUGAAUGCCCUUCAGUUUGCUUCACUGAAAGGGAAAGGGGAGAUUGUGAAGGGACAAGUGAAAGUUACUAAAGGAACAGUCAAGAAAGGCCAAACACAAAGAGGUAAAGGUUUGUCCAAAAGCAAAACAGAUUCUGGCUGCGGGGAAGGAAAAGAAGGGGCUCUGGGCUUCAGGGAUUCCUCUCUCUUCCUGUUCCGCGCUCUAGGCAGGGUGUUGUAUGCUAAACGCGACCCUGAGGACUCCACACAAAGUCUGACCCUACUACCGUCACACUUGAGCCAUCACAAUAGAACGCCAUUGCAGGUAAAUGCCGAGGACGUCAUCGACAGGUGUCACAUCUCAGGUGACUUCUUUAAUGCAUAUUUACACCAGAACUACCUUGAGUUUUUCUCCACCAUUGAGGAUGUGGAGCGAGCUAGCGAGUACUUCAGCAUUGCUGACUUUCUGACAUCACAGUGGGCUGCCAAACGCCUCAUGGACGCCUAUGCCUCCUCUGUGGCAGUGAGAGGUCUGAUGCACUCUAACUGUGCUGGUCCUCCAAGUGGGUCUGGGAGAGGCUGGAAGCCCCUGCACAAGCCACAACUGUAUGCAUCUACCAGAAAGACUCGUGAUACAACCGAUGCUGGCAAGGCUUUGUUCCAGGCACAUUGGUGCACACCAGAGGUUCUUUUCGCAGAAACCUUGCCGUACAUUUCCCUGAUUAACAUCACCCUGCACAACCCUCGGCAGAUCGCCUUUCUACAGGAGAUUUGCAGGUUUGCCGAGAUGAAAGGUCUAGUUAAGCUGGACGAUAAGGAAGGUACUGAGAUACAAGAGGAAAAUGAGGAUGGAUUUUCCUGUCUCUCAGCUCCCAAGGUGUCUAUGCCAAGUGUGGUCUGUCACAACGAGGACAGCAGUGAUACCAUCAUAUCCAACAGUCAGUCCACAGUCAAAGUACCAGCAGAAGAUGAGGAGAUAGUAAUUGAUGAGUUUGACGAAUUUGAUGAUUGAUUGUUCAAAGCCAUUGACUGACUUGCAAGUGUGGCACAAGUGUAAUGAAAUUCUUUAGUGCUGUGAAUUUGACUACAAGGCUAUUUAUCUGUAUUGCCAUCAAUCAUACUCUAUUAAAUGUACAUGUAUAAAGUUCUGAUGUGUGCUUGACUGGUUCAUCAUUAGUAGUAAUCUCUUUAUGUUGAAAGUGAAAAGUUGUUAUGUAUAGUGCUGAACACCAAUCAUAAUUAAAUAAAUCACUGUGACCUG
Messenger RNA from Liolophura sinensis, 2322 nucleotides. RefSeq names its product cell cycle checkpoint protein RAD17-like. Bases 115 to 2073 code for a protein of 652 amino acids. Gene Ontology annotation, biological process: DNA damage checkpoint signaling; DNA repair; mitotic DNA replication checkpoint signaling. The record is from RefSeq and is a predicted model, not a curated record. Gene Ontology annotation, molecular function: ATP hydrolysis activity; chromatin binding; DNA clamp loader activity. Lineage: Eukaryota; Metazoa; Mollusca; Polyplacophora; Chitonida; Chitonidae. The transcript has a single exon.